Rasamsonia emersonii CBS 393.64 is the source of this 561-nucleotide messenger RNA. RefSeq lists its product as uncharacterized. The coding region runs from base 1 to 561 and encodes 186 amino acids. The transcript is spliced from 5 exons. Lineage: Eukaryota; Fungi; Ascomycota; Eurotiomycetes; Eurotiales; Trichocomaceae. The record is from RefSeq and is a predicted model, not a curated record.
AUGAAUGUCUGUCCCUCUAUCUUCUUGGAAUCUGUUGAUAGCCAGGAUAUCAAAUAUGUUGGGGUUAUUGGCUACCAUGGAGAGCGGGAGAUAAAGAUAGGAGAUGAGGUAACAGUCUGGGCAGCUCUUUUCACAAAUAAUGCUGCAGAUGAGACAACGAAGAAGAGGAUGGAGGCUUGGGAUGAUGUCAUACUUAAAAUCGGCGACGAGACUAGAAGCAGAUGGAAUGCAACAUACCAAGUUGCUGCUUAUGGAACCAAGCUUGAUGAGAGGACUGAGUGGUUAAUUUUAAUCUUGCAGAUUAUUUUUGGACAGAGUGGGAAAGAGUGGGAAAAGCUACCAAGUAACAAAAACAUAACUUUUUCUAACAGCUUGCAGAAAAUCUGGGUCAAGUCCAUUGUAGAUAACGACAACAUUAAAAAUGCCAAAUACAGUGGCUACUCCUAUGUGCAGAUCGUCUUGAUUUACGGCCUCCCUUGGGGCCUUGAUUUCGGCUCUGCAAUGAAUCCCUAUUCGCAGGCUUCGAAUGCGAUUUCUAAGUCGAAAAACCAUGACCCCUGA